AUGGCACGGGAUAUGUCAGAUAAGGAUAUCCUGAAAAUGGAGCUAGAUCAGCUUCAGAAGGAAGUGAAGAACACUAGAGAGCCUGUCUCCAAAACCGCAAAAGAGAUUUGUGAGUGGGUGGAGGGCCAAUCUGCAGAAGAUCCUCUGAUAAAGGGAGUUCCUGAGGACAAAAACCCCUUUAAGGAGAAGGGUGGAUGCAUUAUAACUUAG
Messenger RNA from Myxocyprinus asiaticus (Chinese sucker), 210 nucleotides. RefSeq names its product guanine nucleotide binding protein (G protein), gamma transducing activity polypeptide 2a (gene gngt2a). Gene Ontology annotation, biological process: G protein-coupled receptor signaling pathway. Lineage: Eukaryota; Metazoa; Chordata; Actinopteri; Cypriniformes; Catostomidae. The transcript has 2 exons. The coding region runs from base 1 to 210 and encodes 69 amino acids. The record is from RefSeq and is a predicted model, not a curated record. Gene Ontology annotation, cellular component: heterotrimeric G-protein complex. Gene Ontology annotation, molecular function: G-protein beta-subunit binding.